AUUUAGAUGGUACACUUACAUUACUUCCUGUUAGCAAAAUCAAUCUAUGUUUUAUAUUUCGGAUUUAAAAGUUGAAUUAAUUAAGAGAGGAAAGGAGAUUAUUUAAAUCGUAGGCAAAAUGUCGGACAUUUUUAAAUGUUUUGUUUUCUAUAUCGUUUUAACUGUCUUUGAAGUCACUGGUAUAGAUUUCACCAUAAACAGGGAGAAUGUUUUACUUGGAAGUACAGGUAUAUUAACAUUAAGAUGUGAUAUCACUGAAACAGAUGUUGAAACUAUAUACAACAUCCAAAUAAAACAAUUAAGAUCUUCCACACUGUCUAGAAAUAAUGAUGAUGAUUGGCAAAGGUUAGCAUUUAUGAAAAUAUCCACGAAUGACAACCCUACAUUAGAUUCAGCUAUUACACCAGGUGACAAAGAUUAUGUUGCUGGAGGAUCAUGGGAUUCUACAACACCUGCUAACACAGAACUUACAUUGUCUAUGAACAUGGAAAAGUUAGUUUGUGAUGAUGCCAGGACAUUUAAAUGUGAUUUAUCAUACUAUUCAAAUUCACAAGCUAACAAAGAGGUUUCCAAAAAUAGCACUUUCACAGCAUAUGUAAAACCUCAAGUGACAUCAUUAAUAACAAGGAAGAAUGGUUUUAUAGUAGAAGGAAUGUCAUCAUCUGACAUGGCCACUGCUGAGGUAGGAGAUGAGUUGGAACUUACUUGUACUGGUAAUAUAGGAAGCUUACCAGGAACUAUUAUUCGAUGGCAUAGAACAUCUGCAACUUCACACGCCAAUGACUUUAUUGGCUAUCAACCACCACAAGGAACAUAUGAUGAGGGUACUGCAAUCAGUGACAAUCAGUGUGGAUAUAAACGAGUAGCUUCAAUCAGAUACAACGUAACAGCGGCUGAUGCUAAUAGGGAUAACAAUCUGGCAUUUGAAUGUUACGUUACAGUUAGUGGAGAUCCUUAUCCGGGGAACUCUUAUACCUCUGAAAACAACCCGAGGUUCUACACUGAUGUCAAUAACCCUAGUAAUGGUGUGACCGACAGUGUUAUGAGUACAACAGAUGGAAACGGGAUAAGUAUAACAGCAGGAGUUAUCGCCGGGAUUGUCAUUGGCUCACUAAUUGUUGGUGCGGUUAUAUUGGCUGUUUUAAAAAGAAAACGGGCUGUGACAGGCCGAAAUAAUCAACACCAGCCAACAUCAGUGUCACGAGAAAUAGAUAUAAAUGUUUCGUCACUCUCACUAAAUACCUACGAACAACUUCAAAAUAGAACAGAUACUGAAAGCAGAAUGAUUUAUGAUUCCCUAGACGCUUCAGCAAAUUCAAGCGGAGUACCACACAGCGAAUCACAAUAUGAGAGUCUUAAACAGAGAGGAGGAACAUCUCACACUUACGCAGGUCUAAAUCAAGACCGAUAAAACUUAUUGGCAGAUUUGAAAGAUCUAUCUCGAUUGUUAGGGCUCCUAUCAGCUUUCCAUAUAUGCACCAGUUAUAAAUGUUUUUUCGCACAAACUAGAACUAUCUAUAUGAUAGUGAGGUCUAUUCAUAAUAUUAAUACAAACAAUAUUAAAUGUGGAUUCUGCCGUGACCAAGCGAUGACUUUGAGCAAAUGAAGUUAUUCGGGCAAUCCGAGUUCGGGCGGACGAAGUUUAAUUGUAGUUGUGUUAAUAUGAAAUGGAAAACUAUUUGUGUCGUCAUCUAUUCCGUUAAAUAAGUUAGUUUUAAUUGGUGAUUCUUAUUAUUUUUCAUUUUCCAGUUCAAGGGACACAUACGAGUAUGUACCAGUUGUAAAUGUUUUAUUGAUACAAUCAUUACCUUUCUUUGACGUACAUAUGAUAAAUAUUACAAGGGGAUUUUCCAGGGACCAGGCGAUUAUGUCGAGCGAAGGAAGUUAAACUGUAACUUGGAGAAUCUAUUGUGUCGUCAUCUAUUACCUAAUCCAUUAGAUAGGAUAGCUUGAAAGAGUGAUUCUUCGUAAUUAUUUUUUAAUUUCUCUUGUGCAAUUUCAAAUUGCCAAUAUCAUGCCGACGGAAGCUAACAAAUUUGACAUUAUUUAUUAUCGUUGAAAAUACACAAGAAAUACGGCUUUGGAUAUUAUUUAUUG
This is a messenger RNA of Ruditapes philippinarum (Manila clam), 2097 nucleotides long. RefSeq lists its product as uncharacterized. Lineage: Eukaryota; Metazoa; Mollusca; Bivalvia; Venerida; Veneridae. The record is from RefSeq and is a predicted model, not a curated record. The coding region runs from base 119 to 1411 and encodes 430 amino acids. The transcript has 9 exons.